Messenger RNA from Gongylonema pulchrum, 681 nucleotides. The record is from the annotation of a GenBank genome assembly. NCBI's taxonomy places the organism in Eukaryota, Metazoa, Nematoda, Chromadorea, Rhabditida, Gongylonematidae.
AUGGCUUCUGUACUAACAAAACUUCCCGCUGAAUCAAUGUCUUCUAAAAGCACCUCAGCGAUACGAUUCCACGCAGGAUUUUUGUUACAGAUUGAUCAGCCAGCGCUAAAUCUGUUUGCUCGUGAUUUCUACAUUCUGCUAGAAACCCAGGAAGAGCGACUGGCCUACAUGACACUAAUUAGGGACGUUUUAUUAUUACUCGAUGCUCGGGUCGAUGUAUCGACGCGCGACGCUGAUGAAAUUUUACGAUUCGAAACCGAUCUUGCCAAUCAAAUUGACCAUCCGUCAGAUGAGAAGGAUAUCAAAUCGAAAAAUGGAAAACCCAUUGUUGUGAACGAUACGACUGAGGUUGUCGUAUAUGGUUUAGAAUUUAUAGGUAAACUAGAUGAUUUAUUACCCAAAUAUGAAACGAGGAUAAUCAUCAAUUAUCUUUCAUGGUGCUGGUUUUUCAAAGCAAUGCUACGCGAUUUGCCCGAUCCGUUUGCAUUAACGAUGUUCAAAUUUUACAGAAGCCUUAAUUUGAUGCAGGUCCCGAAGAUGCGUUGGCACGGUUGCGUUACGCGUAUCAAUAGUCUAAUGCCGAUGGCCACAUCCAGCAUCUAUAUUAGGAAUCAUUUCGACAAUGAAGCCAAAAAGCAGGCAAGUGAGCAGCACGAUCUGGAUUGUAGUAUCAAAAUUUGA